This is a messenger RNA of Planococcus citri (citrus mealybug), 2429 nucleotides long. Its product is annotated as kelch-like protein 17. Gene Ontology annotation, molecular function: protein binding. Lineage: Eukaryota; Metazoa; Arthropoda; Insecta; Hemiptera; Pseudococcidae. The record is from RefSeq and is a predicted model, not a curated record. The transcript is spliced from 13 exons. The coding region runs from base 260 to 2128 and encodes 622 amino acids.
AUAGAGUGAAUGGUAGGAAGUGUUUGGGUUUGUUCGAAGUUUAGCGAAGAAAACAAAUUCGUAAUUCGUCUUCUGUGUUGGAUAACUAACUGAAAACAUUUGUCUGUCAUUUUUUUCCACGAAUUACUGAGUUACGGUCAGUCAUUUUCGUUAUGUCGAUGACCAUUAAGUGUGGUACGUGUGUGAAACGGUCCUAAGGAUUAAUGCUUGGAGCUUGUGCCAAAUUUCACCUGUUGAUGAAAAGAAAUCGGUGGUCACAAUGAGCGGACUGAAUAUGUUAUCACCGUCAGAUUGCCUGGAGCCUCCUUCGCAUAUUAAUCACCGUAAUCCGGAUCAUUUUUCAUCAUGUUUUGGUAUGCUGAAUCGUUUGAGAGAAGAUGAACUGCUUUGCGAUAUUUCUCUGGUCGUUGGAAAUCAAACGAUUAAAGCUCAUAAAAUCAUAUUAGCCUCUGCUAGCCCAUAUUUCUAUGCGAUGUUUAUCGGUGAUAUGGCGGAAAAACACAAAGAUGAAAUCGUACUUCAUAAUAUAGAUUCGUACGCUGUACAGUUAUUGAUCGAGUACUCUUACACGGGAGAUGUUAAAAUUACCGAGGAUAAUGUACAGGUUUUAUUGCCCGCUUCUAGUCUUUUACAAUUAAUAUCAGUAAGGGAGGCGUGUUGCAGAUUUUUAAUGAAACAGCUUCAUCCUAGUAAUUGUCUCGGAAUUAGAAAUUUCGCUGAUAUUCAUUUAUGCGCCGAGCUUCAACAAAGAUCGUAUAAAUAUAUCUUAAUGAACUUCCAAGAAGUUAUGAAAACCGAAGAAUUUUUCACCUUAUCAUUCGAAGAGCUUUUAAGUAUCAUCUCCAGCGAUCAACUUAACGUAUCUAAAGAAGAAAGCGUCUACACUGCCGUUAUGGAUUGGGUUAAAUAUAAUUCGAGUGAACGAUCGCAAUGUGUUCCAAAACUUCUGGAGCACAUACGGUUCCCUCUGAUGCAACGCGAAUUCUUAAUGAGUAACGUCGAACCUGAAAAUCUAGUUAGAGACGAUGCAGACUGCAAAGAGUACCUGCUGGAAGCGAUGAAGUACCAUUUAAUGCCCGAAUACAGAAUGUCGUUCAUAAGCUCUCGAACCAAGGAACGAAAUCCCGACGGAAUGCUACCGUAUAUUUUUGCCGUCGGUGGUGGAAGUUUAUACGCUAUACAUUCGGAAUGCGAAUGCUAUAAUCCGAAAUUGGACAGAUGGUUUAAUAUAUCGCCCAUGUUAUCGAAAAGGAGCCGAGCUGGGGUUACGUCGUUGGCGAAGAAGUUAUUCGUGGUCGGAGGAUACGACGGAGCUUCUGAUUUAUCGAGUUGCGAAUGCUACGAUCCAGGUAAUGAUAAAUGGACGCAAAUCACUCCCAUGGGCAUUAAACGAAGUUGCUUAGGGAUUUGCGGCUUCGAAGGGCUUCUUUACGUAUGCGGUGGAUACGACGGCGCCUCUUGUCUAAGCAGCGUAGAAAGAUUCGAUGCUCUGAACGGAAUUUGGACCUCUUGCCCCGAAAUGUCGACUCGUAGAAGAUAUUGUCGCGUAGCUAACAUAGAUGGAUGUUUAUACGCUCUCGGAGGAUUCGACACAAGCACUUACCAGGCCAGCGUCGAAAGACUCGAUCCUCGAAUCGGUCGUUGGAUGAGUGUACCAUCGAUGAACCAAAGACGAAGCAGUUCCGGUGUAGCUACGUUGAACGGUAUGCUGUACUGUGUUGGCGGUAACGACGGUACCGUUUGUAUGUCAAAUGGCGAACGUUUCAAUGUACGGCGUAACACUUGGGAACCAAUAGCUUCUAUGAAUGCGAGAAGAUCAACUCACGAAUUGGUGGAAAUAAACGGUAAAUUGGUAGCAAUCGGCGGCAACGAUGGUAACUCGAGUCAUAAUUCAGUCGAAAUGUACGAUCCAGAAUCAAAUCGUUGGACACCUUUAGCGUCCAUGGUGAGCAGACGCAGUUCUGUGGGCGCUGCUGUAGUCUGUUGUUUCAAUAUGGAAAUCAAACAGUCUCACAAAAACGGUAUUAUACCGUUGUUGACUAAAAAUAGUCGCACCAAUAAAAGUCUGGAUAUCACUAAACACGAACUCAAGAGUAAUAAGACUUCGGAAAAAGAUUACAAAAUGUGAUACGUUAAAAAAAAUUACGCAUUUAUAUUCUCAAGACUCCCUUUUGCACAAUUUUCUAUUUUUGUAAAUUUACAGCUCAUUUUAUACCGAAGAGCUAAAUGGAUCGUUUUAUUACUAUUAGACGUGAAACUUUCACAUGUGUAGAUAAAGAUACAUACGAUCGAGUAUUGUUCGUUAGAUGUGCUUUAUGUUUGUUACGUUUUAUAAUUUUGACAAUGUUACUGGUACGUUUAGAUUUUAAAAAUUUUUAGCGUUAUUGUAUAAAAAAAAGGACGUAAAUACAAUGGUAUUUGAUUUUAUA